GGGAGGUUUACAGAGAGGACACACUGUCAGAUGAUGUGAACAAUCGAGACUUUUUGGAUGAAUGCGCGAGAAAUGGAAUCAACGCGAGGAGGCCGCCAGAGAGAAGAUGUCCUGCAGACUGCAAGAUAACGCUAAGGAAGACGCAAAGAAAGGAAAAACUGAUGACACAGCGAACAAGAAGAAAGUCGGUUCGGCACUCUCGAGAACAUUCUCGGUCUCUCGCUGGAGAUCGGCCUUUAGAUGACAAAGAGAUAACUGUCUCUCUCUGGAGGCGUCUCUGCAACUCACUGUGCAGAGAAGAGGACGCAGAAUAGGAAAAAGGUCUUUUCUCCGAUGCAGGGGAACGCUCGAGGAGCAGAAACGAGGGAGAGGAGAGAGGGCAGAAGAUGAUCGGGAAAGAACACCCUGGAGGUUGCUACAAACGGAGGCGUUUCUCUCGACUGUGGUGCGACCGGACGGACAAGAAGACACGAGAGAAGAGAAACGUUUCACACAAAAUGCAACUCUUUUCAGCGUUCCUCCGAAAAAAACGAUGGAAAACCAAGACCGGCCACACCGGCCGCAGAAAAACCACUGCUUUCCCCUCUGGAGUUAGAGUCCACCGCCAGCUGUACGUACACCUGACGAACGCGCGUGGAAAAUGCGAGAAAACGGAAGAGAGACUUUCUCCAUGGAAAGAGAGAAGAAAAGGCAGAAACCGGCGUUUGAAAGAGUGGCUCUCGGGCUUCUCUGGUCUUUGCAACAAAGUAGCGCCGUCGAGCGCAUGCAAUUCGAGAAAAAGAGAGACACACCACUACACUCGACCUCGCGCGGCGAGAGGACAAACGGUGUCGUCGCCCCCCAGAACAGAAGACUGCUCUGUUUUUGAGUCUUCCAGUCUUGUCUCCUUUUCUUUGUCUCCUUGCCUUCUCCGUUCGUGUUUUUCGUUUCCAAAUCUUCUGCGUUCUGGACGGGAGAAAGUCAACUUCUCGGCGACUGCGGGACUGAUGGCUUUUUACGAGGACGAGGUGCAAUCGAGUCCAAGUUCUCUUCCGUUUGCCGACCAUGCUUAAGGCAACGAAUACCUUGUAAGGAUUCAAAGAUAGAAAUAGUGGAACGCAGUUAAGGGGAUCGUCUGAGAGACAGAUUCAACUCAGCGCGCAUGCAUUCGACAAGGAGAAAAGGGAAGUGAACUGUUGGUUGCGAUCGGGACUGUGGUGCCUGAUCGAAGUUCGCGUUCGCUUGUCACCACCUCAAAAAAAGGCGCACUGCCAUUUCGGUGGCACCCCGAGCGCCCAAAUGUCCUCCGAAAGCGUUGGCACUUCGUACAAAACAAUCCAGCAAUGCAUGUGACUUCAUUCCAAGGACCUGUGACAUGCAUGUGAAGCAAGAGGGGAGUUGCUUUCGCUGGAAAGAACGCGUUCUGUGGGUUGCUGGCGGGGCU
Toxoplasma gondii ME49 is the source of this 1423-nucleotide messenger RNA. RefSeq lists its product as hypothetical. Bases 387 to 1052 code for a protein of 221 amino acids. Lineage: Eukaryota; Apicomplexa; Conoidasida; Eucoccidiorida; Sarcocystidae. The transcript is spliced from 2 exons. The record is from RefSeq and is a predicted model, not a curated record.